This is a messenger RNA of Caenorhabditis elegans, 1002 nucleotides long. RefSeq lists its product as uncharacterized. The coding region runs from base 37 to 837 and encodes 266 amino acids. The record is from RefSeq and is marked reviewed. Gene Ontology annotation, molecular function: metal ion binding. Lineage: Eukaryota; Metazoa; Nematoda; Chromadorea; Rhabditida; Rhabditidae. Gene Ontology annotation, cellular component: endosome membrane; early endosome. The transcript has 5 exons.
CGGAUUCUUUCCAUCGUUUCUAAAUCACAAAACACAAUGGUUGAUCGACUUGUGAAUAGUGAAGUGAAUUCCCGUCGAAUGGCUAACGUAGAACAAUGCUUUGGAAAAAUGGGAGAACAAUUGUCGGUAUUCGGACGAGUUCUUGUCGGAGAAGGUGUUCUUGUGAAAAUGUGCCGAAAGAAACCGAAGCAACGGCAAUUCUUCUUGUUCAAUGAUAUUCUUGUAUAUGGAAACAUUGUGAUUUCGAAAAAGCGAUAUAAUAAGCAAAGAAUUCUAAGAUUGGAAGGUGUACAAGUAGAAGAUCUGGAAGACGAUGGAAUUGAGAAACAUGGAUGGAUUAUUAAGACACCUGCAAAAUCGUUUGCAGUUUAUGCAGCAACUGAAACUGAAAAACGAGAAUGGAUGUUGCAUAUUGAGAGAUGCGUUACAGAUCUCCUUGAAAGAGGAAAUAAGCAAGCCGCGACUGCUCACGCAGCUGUAUGGGUUCCCGAUGGUGAAGCAGUGAAGUGUAUGGUCUGCGGGAAAACUCAAUUCAAUCUGGUUCAAAGAAGACAUCACUGCAGAAAUUGUGGACGUGUCGUGUGUGGCGCCUGCUCAUCGAGAACAUUCCGUAUUGACAAUGUACAUAAGAAGCCUGUCCGAGUUUGUGAUCAUUGCUUUGACAGUCUGAGUAGUGCCACACCAGGACAAGAAGAAAGUGAACCAAAAACGGGAAAUCGCUUGCACCAUGAGGAUUCCUCCUCGGAUAGUGAAGACGAGGUCAAUGGUAGUGGACGAUCGAGUAAUGAGAGCCGGCCAACAUUCUACCGUGAGGACGUUCAGCAGCCGGCAACAUAGUUCAACGCAUAUAAACUACGAUGAAAAUUCUAAAAUCCACGUCCUCAUUCCUACUACUAAAUUAAUAUUAUAUUUUCUUAAACGUUCCUGUGAUAUACAGCAAUUGUACGUAUUUUUUUUUGUUGCUUCCAACGACUUUUACAAUUCCUGAAAAAAAGUUAUUUC